AUGACGGGCCAAAAACACGUGGUCUUUGACGUCGUUGGCACUUGUGUUUCAUUCGAUGCAUUCUACGACGCUAUCAAUAGAGUGAUCGGAGAUAAGCUUGCCGCAAACAAUAUCACUGCACCAUUCUUCGGUUUCAGUUGGAUGACAGCCGCAGAGCUUGAGUUCACCUUUCUGUCGGUCUCCGCACGGCACAAGCCAUACAAACAGAUCCUUGGAUCUCUUUUUUUUCGCACUCUCCAUAUGGCAGGCAUUGUCGCACCCCGGGAUUUUGCGACGGACGCAGAGAGGGACCAGUGUGUUCAAGGUUACUCCGAAUUGCAGUUGAGACCAGGAACGGUAAGAUGCUUCGAUAUACUCAGGAAAGGAGGGUUUACUGUGUGGUGUCUCACUACCGGAGAUAUUAAACGCGUCCAAGGCUAUUUUGAACGUGGGGGCGUCGAUAUGCCUUCAGAAAAUGUGAUUAGCUGCGACACGCAUGGGCUGGCAAAGCCCGCGCUGGCAGCAUACAAGCCUGCGUUUGACCGCUUUGCCCCCGAGGACGACAAAUGGUUUGCAGCCGGUCAUAUGUGGGAUGUUACUGCUGCAACCAAGGCCGGGUUUCGAGGAGCAUACUGUACCGUAUACGAGAAGGAGAGCUGUUUAGAGAUCUUUGACGAGGUGAUGGAAGUGACAGCUGACACACUACCCGAGAUGGCGGAAAAGAUCGUGGCGGCUUCAAAAUAA
Molecule: messenger RNA, 723 nt
Organism: Penicillium atrosanguineum
Lineage: Eukaryota; Fungi; Ascomycota; Eurotiomycetes; Eurotiales; Aspergillaceae
Product: putative 2-haloalkanoic acid dehalogenase
Exons: 1
Coding region: 1-723 (240 amino acids)
Source: RefSeq, a predicted model, not a curated record